Messenger RNA from Myotis myotis, 7567 nucleotides. RefSeq names its product coiled-coil domain containing 30 (gene CCDC30). The transcript is spliced from 21 exons. NCBI's taxonomy places the organism in Eukaryota, Metazoa, Chordata, Mammalia, Chiroptera, Vespertilionidae. Bases 4114 to 6804 code for a protein of 896 amino acids. The record is from RefSeq and is a predicted model, not a curated record.
UUUAGGUGCCCCAGGUAGAUCUAGGCCUAAAAUUUAUGACUCCUGGCGUAGCACCCUCUCCCUUUUAAGAAUGAAGUUACUUCUAGAAAAAUAAAUGCAAGGUAAUUAUGCCGGGGCUCUAGAUAAGGCCUGGUGAGAAGCUGUUUGAAAACUAUAAAUGCCUGGUGACAAGAAGUAUCCUUUAAGUUGCAAACGCGCACCGUGGCGUUACCAUGGUUACUACGAAGCCUAAGCAAAGCCAUACCACCGUUCCUGCCAGAAAAGUCCCGCCCCACGACCUAAAGGCCAAUGGUGUGCCCCGUAACGCUGGUCUCCGCAGGAAGAACAGCCCCUGAGCCAAUGGAGCGCGUCGUCUCUAUAGUUCCCGCCGGAAGAACGCCUUGGCGUCUCUGCGGCUGGCGCGGUUGCUAUGACGCCCGGGACUCCAGGCACCUGCCUCUGGUUGCGGAGCGUCAGUGGAGUGGAGCGAAGCGACCCGGGACCCUCAACGCACCGUCAGAAGACAAUUUCCGGCCUGCUUUCUGAGGUUCCCGCCGCAGCCCCGAGGAGGAAAGCACCUGUUCUCCGCUCUUUUCCACCAUGCCAGGUCUUUCCCGCCUCUCUCCCCAUAUGGCUCGAAACUACAGGAGCAAAGCCUCUCCCUGGCUCGGCCUUUCUAGCCAUGGGCUUGAGUGAUUCUGUCUUAGGAUUCUUAAGUCUCUGGGACCCAAAAGCCACGGGCACUUAGAAUUAGGGUGCCGCUCUUAUUUAGAGAGGGCUUAGAACACCCCCAGUUAGGUAGGCGUUCCAUUUCUCACUUUUCAGGCAAAGAUUCUGAAGCUCGCGGCCAUUUAUUAACAAAGUCCACCGAGCCACGGCUUUCCCGGGUUGUGAACAAAGAACUGCCGUUUUCUACUUUGUUGCCCCGUGUUCGCCACGCAGAACCUUAAUUCCCGUUGGAGCUCUGGAGGCCUUUUGUAUCCUCAACAUCAGACAUCAUCAAGUCAGUUAACCUUCUGCCUUUCAAGCUACAGUCUCAUCCACUUCUCUCAUCACCCUGAGCGCCAGUUUUCUCAUCCUGCUCCUUCCAUGGCCAUUUUCACCCUUUCUUGUCCACGCUGCACCUUACUGAGUGCCCAUUCAUCUCCACCACCUCUGUCAUCUACAGACCCUCUCCUGUUUGUCUGCCAUAGUACUUUGGGUAGCUAAAUAUUUCACGUUCUUCAGCCCAGGAAUCAUUUGGAAGAUUUUCUCUGUUUCACUAUGGAAAGCUUUUUGUCUUGGGUAAACUAGAGACUAGAAGCGCACAUUGGUCAAUACAAAUAGUAAUUACUACAAGCCUAGUGUGUUUUGAAAAUGGAGAGGGAAAAAUCAAAAUGCAGUUUGGGGUCCAUCUGAGACCUAUAUAAAGAAAGAUUGUUCCUUGUUUAAGUGAAUGCUUCAUUGGGCAUAUAUUUUAGUGAUGUAUUCAUGCAUGUGACAAGAUCAUUCAGAAUGAUCAUUAACAGGAUUCCAACUCUAAGCCAUAUGAACCCAACACUUUGAUAUGAUAGAAUUUUUGGAAAGAAGAUGCUUGAAACAGUUCUUAUGGCUCUUCUUCAUGUCAGUUUCUUGAUCAGAAAACAUUCUUUGUGAUGUGAGCCAAGAAACAAAAACAAUGAGGAGGAAUGAUUGAAAAUAAAUAUUUUUGGCAAGAGGCAGACUUAAUAAUCCUAAAAAGACUGGAACAGAAGGCCUUAAAAAUAGAAUAAGAUUCAUUUAUAUCCAAUGCAUUUGUGUUUUACCUUGGAAAACUUUGUCUUAAAGUAUGUGUUCCUUAUCGAAUCUUAACCAUUUCUUUGGCAUUCAGAUUAAAAUGUAAACCUAUUUUGAAGAUAUGUAAAGUGUACAUUUUUACCAGGUAUUUUGGGGCUAGAAUGGUUUGGAUAUUUUUAUUUCUCAGGCUGAUUACAGCAGUUAUUUGUGAUAUCUCAUGCUUGAUGCCAGGUCAGAUUUCCAAAUACUGACUGAGAAAUUCAGCUUUCUCGUCAAUAAUAGAUUGGAAAAGAAAAACAAGUUCUGUAGCCUCUUCAUUUUUUUGCAUUAAAUGAGAACUGAAUAAAUUCUAACUCUUGAAAAAAAGGGCUGUUAGAUAUUGUAUUAUAAGGAGCUUUCCUUUCCCCAUCCAAUAUGUAUAUACUGAACAAAUAUCAUUAUGGCCAUGUAAACAUAAUUAAAAUUUUUUUCUCUCACCCUAGUACAGUAGUUCCAAACUUGUAGGGCAGUUUUGCCUCCCAGGAGACAUUUGGUAACAUAAAGAGACAUUUGUAGUUGUCACAACUGGAGAUAUGCUACUGGGACCUAGUUGGUAGAGGACAAGGAUGCUGCGACACAUCCCGCACAAUAAAGAAUUAGCCAGCCCAAGAUGUGAGUAGUGCCAAGGCUGAGAAACCCUGUCCUAACAUGUCAGCAGUUCCUUUUUUGUCAUGUCAGCCUUUGCUCAUGCAUGUACAUUUUUACAUAGUUAUUAGUAUAGUGUGCAUUAUGCCUUAAUUUUUUGCUUAAUUUUAUAUUUUAAGCAUUGAUACAUUGUUUUUUUACUUUAAAAUUAUUUUUCUCAUUUGAGAAUUGAAAAGGAAAAGACUGUGUAUUAUAUAUAGCCUGUAAGAUGUCUAUACAUUUUUAAAAUAUAUUUGUGUAGAAGGAAGAAAGAAGGAUUAGGGUGAAUAACCUCACUGGAUAUUUCCCUUUUUUGUGGCCAUGCUAUUUACUUUGUUCUCUGUGUCACUCAAAAGACCAAAGCUCAUCCUUUGCUCAAAGCCAAGAGAUGCGUUGUAGUAUGAAGUAUGGUCCUGGCUUCUGGAGGGCACCUGCCAUAGGAGAAAUAAGAACAAGUAGGAACGACUCUUCACCCACUCUCCUUGCUCUCUUCUCACUUAAAAUUCUGUCUCGGUUUUCUUUGGCAGCUUUAGCACCUCAUUCUUUACAUCUAGAAGUUUCUGAACGCCCCCAAACACUAUAGGAUGUGCUUAUUUUCAAAGAGUGGACUUUUAAGAUACUUAAUGAGCACUUUACUCAGUAUCUACUUUGUAGAGAAUAGUAUAUUUGCAUACUUUGUUACGUGGGCAAUUUUAGACACAGUUUAAAUGUCAGAGCAUUUAUAAUUCAAAGACUGGAUUUGUAUUACCUCAAGAUCUGAUUUUUUAGGAUUUCCCAUUUACUCAACCAUUGGGCUUCAAUAAGUCCACUGGAAAAAAUAUUAGUUCUGAGAUGUCAUAGCAGAACAGUCAAAGGUAUGCAAAUAUUCAGAGUCAUGGGAAUAUAAGCAGCAUGAUGGGGACCCAUAAGUAUACCGCAUGAGGAGCUAAUGUCAGCUGUGGCAGAAGAUAAGACUGGAGAGACAGGCAGGAGUCAUAGUGUGAAGAAUCUCUGGUGCCAAGUUAAGGGGUUUGAAAGGGAAAUUUAAGCAGCAAGUGACUUGUGUUCAGAAAGAUCAGUCUGAAAGCUCCGUGGAAUACAGAUUGGAUGGGAGCCAGCCUGGCAACAGGGAAAUCAGUUAAGGGUGCUAUUACACUAAACUGGGCAAAUAGUGAGGAGAGCCUAAAUGAAGACAGCAAUUGUAGACAUGGAGAGGAUGAAUUAGAAGAUGAUAAAAAGAGAUAAAAUCUACAAAUUCAGGGACUGGUUGUACAUGAAAGUGAUAUAAAUAAAUAAGCAGGAGGGACCAAGAAUUUCUGGCUUUGGAAACCAUGCUGAUGGUGGUUUUAUUAACUAUGGAAAACAGAAGGAGGAACAGGUGUAAGAGAAAGAAUGGAUUAUUCAAACUGAGUUGUUCUUUAGACAAUGGAUAUGCAUUGGUCUUAAAUAGUUGACUCAUUUUAUAUUGCUUUCCUAGCCUGCAUUCUCCUUCUGAAACUUGUACCUCUCCACGAAUCCUUGCUUUAUGGCAAGGAUUUGUACUACUACUUCCAGCCCAUUCCAGCCACAACUGACUGAGGAUUAUGCAGCUAAACUUCAGAGCGGGGGUCACAAAUUCAUUGGGGAGAAGUUCAAUUAGGCAUACUUCAUCAUCUUGAGAAAGAAAGAAUUGAACCUCAUGCUACUACAGGAGAACUACUCUAUUUUAUCUAGUACCUAUUCCAGCACAGUGAAGACAUGCUGAGGACUACUUCCAGAAAUCUAGAAGAACUUUCAGUGAGAAACAUGGAAAAAUUGAAACAAGUGGGAAAUGAUGCAAGCUAUGUCUGUAACUUACCAGAGGAAAGAGAAGCAUUUUCUCAUGGUUAUGAAAAGGAAAACAAACAUAGUAUCCAUGAGUUUAAAGAGCUCCAAUUCAAACAAGAAGCACAAAGAAAGGAGGUUGGAGAAAUGUUGUAUCAAGAAGACUCUGAAAUAGCUCUGAGCAGCCCCAGUGAACAGAUCGCAUACUUACUGGUGGACAGAAGUAAAAUCCUGAGUAAAUUGGAACGUGGGGACUCAAAGCCAGAGUCACAAAGAUGUAUGAGCAGUAACCUACUGAAAGAAUUUGCCCAGUCCCAUAAUGAAGACAUAGAAAAAGAUAAAACAUCACAAAACUGCAUAGAGAGAAAUGUGGAACAAAUAGCAAAGAGGUUAAGGAUGGUCCAUGAAGAGAUCCGCAGGCUCACUGAUGAACUGCAGGGGAAUGAGAAAGAACAGAGUAAACUAGAUUCUGCACUUGAAAAGGCUCAACUAGAAAUUGAUGAGCUGAAAGAAAAUCUGACAAAGUUGAAAGAAAAUGAUUCAGUUGACCUAAAGAAAGCAAAGGAACACAAUCAGAGACUGAAUGAGGAGAUUCUGGCUUUACGAACUCGGGUUCGAUCACUUGACUCAGAAAAAAAAGUGCUUGGAGAAGUGGUUGAAAGGCUUAAAGGAGAGAUUCGUGAAUCUCAAGAGAAUAAGCAACUUGGAAACCACUCCCCUUGGAAAACUGUGGGUGCUGAACAGAAAGUACAGAUAUUGAAAAUGAGCCAAGAAAAAAUUGAAAUAUUUGUAAGUGAGUUGUCAGAGGAGAGAGAACGGAGAAAGGAAUUGACAUCUAAUAAUAACACUAUACAGAAGGCUUUAAAAGCUGAAAGUGAGGAUUUGCAAAAAUCAAAGUCAGAACUUACAUAUCUUUAUAAUGAAAUUCACAGUUUUCCAGGGACAACAGAAGACCAUUUGUUGAUAGUAUAUAACCUGCUCCAAAAAGAAAAUUCUGAUUUAGAAACAAAGGUCUUGAAGCUUGCAGAAGAAUUUGAACAAUUAAAUCAUUUUACUGUAGACACAAAUAUUGCAGCUGCUAAUUUUUUUACAAGUGAAAAUAUUUAUAAAGAUCUCAUGUCUAAUUUACCAGUUUUGGAAGUAGAGGUUCAAAGCCCAAAGGAAGAGAGAGAGGAACUCUGUUCUGGACUAGGAGAAAGUAAGCUGAAAGAAACUCCAGAGGAGUCAGUAGAGGGCACUUUUCCAAGAAAGAGGCAGAAAGAGGAGGACUUACAACAGAACCAAGAUAUGAAAAGGGAAGAACAGCAAUUGACCUGGAAGCCUGAGGAAGCUGUGAGGCUUAAGGAAGAGAAUCUAUCAUCUAAAGAAAAACUGAAAUACCAGCAGCAGCAAGAAGAAGUACAACAACUUCGCCAGAAUUUGCACCGGCUCCAGAUUCUCUGCAGCUCAGCUGAAAAAGAGCUCCGAUAUGAGCGGGGAAGGAACUUGGACCUAAAGCAACAUAAUAGCUUACUUCAGGAAGAAAGCAUUAAGCUCAAAAUUGAACUCAGGCAGGCCCAGCAGAAGUUAUCGGACAGCGCAAGGCUGUGCUCUCCACCCCCAGCAGAGUGGAAGCACUGUCAGCAGAAAAUCAAGGAGCUGGAGCUGGAAGUACUGACACAGGCUGAGAGCAUUAAAUCACAGAACACCCUGAAAGAAAAGCUGGCUCAGGAGAAAUCCAAAGUUGCUGAUGCAGAGGAAAAGAUUUUGGAUCUACAGCAGAAAUUAAAACAGGCUCAUAAAGUCUGUCUCACAGAUGCUUGUAUUUUGGGAAAGAAGCAACUAGAAGAAAGGAUAAAAGAAGAACAACAAGAGAGGAAACUCCUAGAUCAAAAUAUAAAUGAGCUACAACAAAAAGUGAAAAUCUUACUAGAUAAAGAGAAUAUACUAGAAAUGACCAGUUCUCAGCAACAACACAGAAUUCAGCAACAAGAGGCCCAACUUAAACAACUGGAAAAUGAAAAAAGAAAAUCUGAUGAGUAUCUCAAGAGCUACCAGGAAUUGUCAGAGAAGGUGUCUGGGUUGCAGCAAGAAAAGGAAGCUCUAUAUAAAGAAUAUGGGAAAUUUUUGAAGCAGCUUGAUGUCCAUGUGAGAAACUAUAAUAAAAAAUAUUAUCAUCACAAAACCAAGCUUCAUAGAGUCAAGAGUCGUUUCGUUCACGAAGUAGAGCUUCGAGAUGAGAGAAUUAAACUACUUGAAAAUGACAUUGGAAUACUGCGGCAAAAAUUAGAAAAGGAGAAGGCAUUCCAGGACCAGGUCACUGCCCAAAAUGAUAACCUGCUCCUAGAAAAUAGGAAGCUUCUGGAGCAGCUCAUGGAGCAAGAAAAAUUGAUCCAUGACAACAAAGGCACGAUAGCGUCUGUUCAGCACAGAGUACUUUUCCUGGAUAAAGAAAAUAAGCAAUUACAGGAAAACAGUCUCCAGCUCACAGAGCAGGUUGGCCUCUUAGAACGCAUUAUAAGAAGCGUCCAGAUUUGCAGAGGAGAGGAAACAAUACUGACUGGCAUCUCUGAAUAUGACCCAUUGAAUAAAAUCUUGCCCCUACCAAACUCCAGGUUAGUAAAGUCAAGACAAUCAUCUGUAUGACUGAGAGUCAUGGCUGACUAACCAGUUGUGAGUUGCUGGCUUGAGAAAGCAUCGCAUUUAGGGGUAACUUCCUCUAUAUGGUAUUUAAACCUUCCAGUUCCUUCUCUCCUCACCACCGCUUCACCCCCACACCUAAUAGAAUCCUGACUCACGGUAGAAGAUAAUCCAUAAACAUAAAUUAAAGGUAAUUUUAUUUGGCUGUCUUUGUGUUUGGCAAUUGUCAAAACUGAAAUCCUAUUGAAGCCUUAUCCCUGUUACCCCAAAAUGCUGUCAAGAGACCCCAUGCACCUAAAGUUCUCAUAGGUGGCCUUUCUUAGUUUUUCUGUAACAGGUUUGGUAGAGUCAGUUGGAAGUCUUUAAGAAACUAAAGAACACAAGUCAGAAGAAGCAGUGGCAAACCCCAAGUCCCUCGAGUCUUUUCUGUUCACAGAAUUCUGAAGGUGGAUACAUACAUACACUGUGGCUUCUCUGAAAAAAGAUAUAUCACAUCUAUGAACAAGUCCAAAAGUCAGAACUAUAAAAUCACUGAUGUCUAAAACUAGACUAAUCAAAGCUGCUCACUUAAAGCUUGGACAUGAAGGUGGAACAUGACAUGGAGAAGUUAUAAUAGAUUUCCUGCUGGACAUCAACCAGGAAUCUUCAAAAUUGCUGAUAAAUUCAUUAAACCAGUUCUAAAUAUGGAUUUUUCAAGUUCAUUUGAUAUUGAUCAAUAUAGUGACUUAAGCUGGUGCUUUAAUUAGGUUUCUAUUCAGCAGAACACAUA